AAAAAAAAGGGAUCUCAAUCUCGAGAUAGCGAGGAGGACGAGAAAAAAAAGACAGGAGGAGAGAGAGAGAAAGAGAGAGAGAGAAGGAGGGGUGGUUCUUUGUUUUCUUGUAGAGAAAGGGGGGAAGCAUAAAAGAAACAUAGUAACCGGCUGAGCGGAAUCCACGCAGUCGGACGGAGCUCUCGCAUUCGCUUGCAGGACCACCUGAAGAUGUCGACUCCGGACCCCCCAAUGGGAAGCACCCCCCGGCCUGGCCCCUCCCCUGGGCCUGGCCCCUCCCCGGGUGCCAUGAUGGGUCCCAGCCCCGGCCCUUCUCCGGGCUCCGCGCACAGCAUGAUGGGUCCCAGCCCGGGGCCCCCACCCGCAGGGCACCCCCAGGGCCCUUCCGCGUACCCUCAGGAGAACAUGCAUCAGAUGCACAAGCCGAUGGACUCCAUGCACGAGAAGGUCCUGCCUGACGACCCUCGCUACAGCCAGAUGAAGGUAAUGGGGAUGAGGCCGGGCCCUCACAGCGGGAUGGGGCCCCCUCCAAGCCCCAUGGACCAGCACUCGCAAGGCUACCCCUCCCCUCUCGGAGGAUCCGAGCAUGCCCCCAGCCCCGUACCCGCCAACGGGCCCCCAUCGGGCCCCCUGAUGCCCCAGGGCCCGGGUGGGGCUCCCCUGGAUGGAGUAGACCCCCAGAACAUGGGCCAGCAGAACCGAGGCGGCCCGACCCCGUUCAACCAGAACCAGCUGCACCAGCUCCGCGCCCAGAUCAUGGCUUACAAGAUGCUGGCACGCGGGCAGCAGCUGCCUGAUCACCUCCAGAUGGCAGUCCAGGGGAAGAGGCCCAUGCCGGGGAUGCAGUCGCAGAUGCCAAGCCUACCUCCUCCCAGCGUUCCUGGGGCUGGACCUGGGCAAGGGCCUGGCCCCACCCCCUCCAACUACAACAGACCUCACGCAGGAAUGGUUGGACCCAACAUGCCUCCUCCGGGACCCUCUGGGCUCCCCCCAGGGAUGCAGGGCCAGCCCCUCAAUGGACCCCCCAAACCCUGGGCAGAAGGACCCAUGGUGAACGCUGCAGCCCCGACCAGCACCCCUCAGAAGCUGAUCCCUCCCCAGCCGACAGGCCGCCCCUCUCCCGCUCCCCCCUCCGUACCACCUGCUGCCUCCCCCGUCAUGCCCCCUCAGACCCAGUCCCCCGGCCAGCCGGUCCAGCCCCCGUCCAUGGUGCAGCUGCACCAGAAACAGAACCGCAUUACUCCCAUCCAGAAACCCCGGGGCCUGGACCCUGUGGAGAUCCUGCAGGAGCGGGAGUACAGGCUGCAGGCGCGCAUUGCACACCGGAUUCUGGAACUGGAAAACCUCCCAGGAUCGCUGGCAGGAGACCUGAGGACCAAAGCAACCAUCGAACUGAAAGCACUGAGGCUGCUCAGCUUUCAGAGACAGUUGCGACAGGACGUGGUGGUGUGCAUGCGCAGAGACACUGCCUUGGAGACCGCGCUCAACGCCAAGGCUUACAAGCGCAGCAAGAGGCAGAGCCUCCGCGAGGCGCGCAUCACAGAGAAACUGGAGAAGCAGCAGAAGAUUGAGCAGGAGCGCAAACGCAGGCAGAAGCACCAGGAAUAUCUCAACAGCAUUCUCCAGCACGCCAAGGAUUUCAAAGAGUACCACCGCUCCAUCACCGGCAAGAUCCAGAAGCUGACCAAAGCCGUGGCCACGUACCACGCCAACACGGAGCGCGAGCAGAAGAAGGAGAACGAGCGGAUCGAGAAGGAGAGGAUGAGGAGGCUGAUGGCUGAGGAUGAGGAGGGCUACCGGAAGCUGAUUGACCAGAAGAAGGACAAGCGCCUGGCUUACCUGCUCCAGCAGACUGACGAGUACGUGGCGAACCUGACAGAGCUCGUGCGCGCGCACAAGGCCGCCCAGGUGCUCAAGGACAAGAAGAAGAAGAAGAAAAAGAAGAAGGUAGAAGUCCCAGAAGGUCAGACUGCAGCUCUGGGUCCAGACGGGGAGCCUCUGGACGAAACCAGUCAAAUGAGUGACCUCCCAGUGAAGGUUAUCCAUGUGGACAGUGGCAAGAUCCUGACGGGCGCCGACGCCCCCAAAGCUGGACAGCUGGAUGCCUGGCUGGAGAUGAAUCCGGGCUACGAAGUUGCUCUGAGGUCCGACAGCGAGGACAGCGGCUCCGAAGAGGAGGAGGAGGAGGAAGAGGAGGAACAGCCUCCUCCACAGCCCAGCCAGUCCGCUGUGGAAGAGAAGAAGAUCUCAGACCCAGACUGUGAGGAAGUGUCCGAGGUCUACGUCAGGCACAUCCUCGACAAUGCCAAGCAGGAUGUGGACGAUGAGUACGGCUCUGCCGCUUUCGCCCGCGGGCUGCAGUCUUACUACGCUGUCGCUCACGCCGUCACCGAGAGAGUGGACAAGCAGUCUUCACUCCUCGUCAACGGACAGCUCAAGCAGUACCAGGUGAAGGGUCUGGAGUGGCUGGUGUCUCUCUACAACAACAACCUCAACGGCAUCCUGGCUGACGAGAUGGGCCUGGGGAAGACGAUCCAGACCAUCGCUUUAAUCACUUACCUCAUGGAGAACAAGCGCAUCAACGGGCCCUUCCUGAUCAUCGUACCUCUCUCAACGCUCUCGAACUGGGUUUAUGAGUUUGAUAAGUGGGGCCCCUCGGUGGUGAAGGUCUCCUACAAGGGCUCCCCGGCUGCGAGGAGAGCCUUCGUCCCUCAGCUUCGCAGCGGGAAGUUCAACGUGCUCCUCACCACUUACGAGUAUAUCAUCAAGGACAAGCAAAUCCUAGCCAAGAUCCGCUGGAAGUACAUGAUCGUGGACGAGGGUCACCGCAUGAAGAACCACCACUGCAAGCUGACCCAGGUCCUCAACACUCACUACCUGGCUCCCCGGCGCCUCCUGCUGACCGGCACCCCACUGCAGAACAAGCUGCCCGAGCUCUGGGCUCUGCUCAACUUCCUCCUGCCCACCAUCUUCAAGAGCUGCAGCACGUUCGAGCAGUGGUUCAAUGCCCCCUUCGCCAUGACCGGAGAAAAGGUGGAUCUGAAUGAAGAGGAGACCAUCCUGAUUAUUCGCCGUCUCCACAAGGUGUUGCGCCCCUUCCUGCUGCGCAGGCUUAAGAAGGAGGUGGAGGCACAGCUCCCUGAGAAGGUGGAGUACGUGAUUAAGUGUGACAUGUCAGCGUUGCAGAGAGUCCUCUACAGACACAUGCAGGCCAAGGGCGUGCUGCUGACCGAUGGCUCCGAGAAGGACAAGAAGGGGAAGGGUGGGACGAAGACCCUGAUGAACACCAUCAUGCAGCUGAGGAAGAUCUGUAAUCACCCGUACAUGUUCCAGCACAUUGAGGAAUCCUUCUCCGAGCACUUGGGCUUCAGUGGUGGAAUUGUGCAGGGACCCGAUCUGUACCGUGCCUCAGGCAAGUUCGAGGUGCUGGACCGCAUCCUCCCGAAACUACGAGCCACCAAUCACAAGGUGCUGCUGUUCUGUCAGAUGACCUCGCUGAUGACCAUCAUGGAAGACUACUUCGCUUACCGCAACUUUAAAUACCUCAGACUGGAUGGAACCACUAAAGCUGAAGAUCGUGGGAUGCUGCUGAAGACCUUCAACGACCCCAGCUCCCAGUACUUCGUGUUCCUGCUCAGCACUCGCGCCGGAGGGCUGGGGCUCAAUCUGCAGUCUGCCGACACGGUCGUCAUCUUCGACAGCGACUGGAACCCCCACCAGGAUCUCCAGGCCCAGGACCGCGCUCACCGCAUCGGGCAGCAGAACGAGGUGCGAGUCCUGCGCCUGUGCACGGUCAACAGUGUGGAGGAGAAGAUCCUGGCCGCAGCCAAGUACAAGCUGAACGUGGACCAGAAAGUCAUCCAGGCGGGCAUGUUCGACCAGAAAUCCAGCAGCCACGAGCGGCGCGCCUUCCUGCAGGCCAUCCUGGAGCACGAGGAGCAGGACGAGGUCGGGAGCCAGGGGGUGUGGCGCUCCGGGGGGGUGUGGGAAGAGGACGAGGUCCCGGAUGACGAGACUGUGAACCAGAUGAUUGCACGCAGCGAGGAGGAGUUCGAUCACUUCAUGCGCAUGGACAUGGACCGGCGACGCGAGGAGGCCCGUAACCCGAAACGCAAGCCCCGUCUGAUGGAGGAGGACGAGCUGCCCACCUGGAUCAUGAAGGACGACGCGGAGGUGGAGCGGCUGACCUGCGAGGAGGAGGAGGAGAAGAUGUUCGGCCGCGGCUCCCGGCAACGCAAGGAGGUCGACUACAGCGACUCGCUGACCGAGAAGCAGUGGCUCAAGGCGAUCGAGGAAGGAACGCUGGAGGAGAUCGAGGAGGAGGUGCGGCACAAGAAGACGACCCGGAAGAGGAAGCGCGACCCGGACCUGGCAGCGCCCCCCGCGCCCGCCCCCACCCCCACCACGAGCACCCGCAGCCGCGAGAAGGACGAGGACAGCAAGAAGCAGAAAAAGCGUGGGCGCCCCCCUGCGGAGAAGCUCGCCCCGAACCCGCCCAACCUUACCAAGAAGAUGAAGAAGAUCGUGGAGGCGGUCAUCAAGUACAAGGAGAGCAACAACGGACGGCAGCUGAGCGAGGUCUUCAUCCAGCUCCCGUCACGCAAAGAGCUGCCAGAAUACUACGAGCUGAUCCGCAAACCCGUGGACUUCAAGAAGAUCAAGGAGCGAAUCCGGAAUCACAAGUACCGCAGCCUCAGUGACCUGGAGAAGGACGUCAUGCUGCUGUGUCAGAACGCACAGACCUUCAACCUGGAGGGGUCGCUGAAUGAACAGAUCUACGAAGACUCCAUCGUGCUGCAGUCCGUGUUCACCAGCGUGCGCCAGAAGAUCGAGAAAGAGGAGGAGAGCGACGGGGAGGACAGCGAGGAGGAGGAAGAGGUGGAGGAUGAAGGAUCGGAGUCCGAGUCCCGUUCUGUGAAGGUCAAGAUCAAGCUGGGCCGCAAGGAGAAGAGCCAGGAGAGGGGCAAAGGCCGGCGCCGCCCGAGCCGGGGGUCCAGAGCCAGGCCGGUGGUCAGCGACGACGACAGCGAGGAGGAGCAGGAGGAGGAGCGCUCUGCCAGCGGCAGUGAAGAUGAUUGAGCGGCUCCUCAAAAGGAAACAUUCCCACCCUGCCUUUUCCGAAGCCCGACUCUGUGGUAUUUUUUACGUAGGAAAAAACAACUGAGUAGUAAUAAUUAGUGGCAGGUUUUUUUUUUUUUUUUUAGCUUAAAAAAAUAAAUAAAAAAAAUUAAAAAAUUCCUUAUUUAUACAAGUAAGAUGUAGGACUGUUUUAUUGUCUCGCCUCGUCCUGGAAUCUGGAAAAGUGUCAACUUUACCUGUGCAAAAAACAAACAAAAAACCUCACGACCAGAACAGCUGAAUUGUGUUUUUUUUUUAUUUUUCUCCCUCAGUUUUAUUUCCAUGACAGUUCUGUUUUUGUCAGACGCAGUUAAAGGGGUUGGUGUAACUCUCGGAUCGCAUGUGCAGAAAUGCACUCCUAGUACUGUGUGUGUUUUUAAUAAAAUCAGGUCAACCCCCCCUGCAGUCUUUGUAUGUUCCCUCGGACACUGGGGGUGCCUCUCUCUGUGUGUGUCAGUGUCACUGGAUCACAAAUAAUAAAGAACCCUUUCAAAACA
Messenger RNA from Polyodon spathula (Mississippi paddlefish), 5615 nucleotides. Its product is annotated as transcription activator BRG1. The transcript has 34 exons. Bases 211 to 5079 code for a protein of 1622 amino acids. NCBI's taxonomy places the organism in Eukaryota, Metazoa, Chordata, Actinopteri, Acipenseriformes, Polyodontidae. Gene Ontology annotation, biological process: positive regulation of transcription by RNA polymerase II. Gene Ontology annotation, molecular function: histone binding; ATP binding; ATP-dependent chromatin remodeler activity. Gene Ontology annotation, cellular component: nucleus. The record is from RefSeq and is a predicted model, not a curated record.